Acanthoscelides obtectus is the source of this 623-nucleotide messenger RNA. NCBI's taxonomy places the organism in Eukaryota, Metazoa, Arthropoda, Insecta, Coleoptera, Chrysomelidae. The record is from the annotation of a GenBank genome assembly.
ACCAGCUACUCACCAGAAGAAAAUAAGCCUAAGAAUAACUAAAAUGGUUGCGGAAGAAACAAGGCGUCGAGAAGCCCUGCCAGUAACUCGAGACAGAUGUCAAAAGGCAAACACCACAGAAAGAAAUUUGGAAAGAACUUCUUUUGAUUCGCUCUUCUGGGUGGAAUAUUCCUCAACAGUUCAGAGGAUUGCAGUGUAUUCGUGGUACAUAUUCGAAGAGGCAGGUACUAUCCUAGACUUGAGGAUGUUUUCGUAGCUAUAGUUUUGAUUAUAAAUAGUAUUUUCGUGUUACACUGGGUAUGUUGAAAGAAGGAGAGCCUACUCUUGCGCAUGUACUAGCAACUAAAUACUGGACUAUAAACAAUAACAAUCUAUUAUUUUUUUUUUUUUUUUAUACUCCAACUACCACGAAGGCCUAAGGCCUAAGCACCCAUUGAGUACCGUGGGGCUAUGGGGGAUACAUGGGAAAGGGGGGACGCCACACGGACUCUGGCGAGGGAACACGUGUGCAUGCAACAUGCACACAUUCUGGCUCCGCCUACGAGAACCGCCGGGUGGUACCUCCGCGUUCGACAUUUCAGGUUCCAUAUCAAUGCCUUGAUACUAACGAUACUCCUAUAUGA